This is a messenger RNA of Rhizoctonia solani, 936 nucleotides long. RefSeq names its product Zinc-binding dehydrogenase. The coding region runs from base 1 to 936 and encodes 311 amino acids. Gene Ontology annotation, molecular function: oxidoreductase activity. The transcript is spliced from 9 exons. NCBI's taxonomy places the organism in Eukaryota, Fungi, Basidiomycota, Agaricomycetes, Cantharellales, Ceratobasidiaceae. The record is from RefSeq and is a predicted model, not a curated record.
AUGACUCGGACGCACCCAACAACUGAAUUAACCGUACCACAAACACAAAAAGCUGCUAUCAUUGAAAAAUCGGGCGAUUCGGUAAAGAUCGUGGAGAAAUCGGUUGUACAGGCGUCUGAGCUCAAACCCGGAGAAGUGUUGGUCAAGGUGUUAUACUCCGGAGUUUGUCACACAGACGUUCACAUUGCAGAAGGUGCUUUGGGUGACCCUCCAAUCAAACCCCUGGUUGGCGGUCAUGAGGGUACAGGAGUUAUUGUCGCGAUCGGAGAGGGAACUCAAACACCGCUAAGUAUUGGACAAGCUGUUGGAAUCAACUGCACUCCCGUUACAUUUGGCGGCUCCAAUUCUUUGCGCAGGGACAUCCGUGCUCUUAAACAAUCGGACAUGGAGCCGGGGGACGUUGUAGUAAUCACAGGGGCGGGAGGCGGUUUAGGCCACCUGGCUGUUCAAUAUGCAAUCAACGCGUUUGGUCUACGAGUGAUUGCGAUCGAUACUGGGGACAACAAAAAGGAGCUUUGCCUGAAGUUGGGAGCUGAAAACUUCAUCGACUUUAAGAAGUCUGGCAACGUAGCAGAUGAAGUAAAACGAAUUACCGAUGGAGCAGGCGCGCAUGCCGUUCUAGUAACAAGCAGCGCAACCAAUGGAUACGAGGGCGUGCUGGAUUACCUACGCCCAUGCGGAAGGCUUCUGGCGCUCGGGGCUACUAUUGGGUGCAAAAUUGAUAUAGAUGUGAUAACUUGCAUUUCUCGCUCCAUCACUAUCAAGGGAAUGGUAAUCGGUAACCGAGCUAUCGCUCAUCAGGCUUUGGACAUCGCCGCGCGAGGGCGUGUGAAUACAGUUUGUCGCAUUGAGCCACUAGCUAAACUAUCUGAGAUAUUUGAGGAAUUGAAAUCUGGAACGCUAGCUGGCCGCGUUGUGCUGGAUUUGUGGGCAUAA